Ipomoea nil (Japanese morning glory) is the source of this 1277-nucleotide messenger RNA. RefSeq names its product NAC domain-containing protein 53-like. Bases 1 to 1197 code for a protein of 398 amino acids. The transcript is spliced from 2 exons. Lineage: Eukaryota; Viridiplantae; Streptophyta; Magnoliopsida; Solanales; Convolvulaceae. The record is from RefSeq and is a predicted model, not a curated record.
AUGGCUACCACCACCACUAAUAUUGUUCACCUUAAUGCUCCGUCUAAUUUUCCUAUCAAACUCACCCCCCUCAACUUUCCUGUCUGGAGACGCCAAGUUCAGUCCAUCUUGAUUGGCUUUAAUCUCCACGGAUACAUCGAUGGUUCUGUCAAAGAACCAGCAAAAUUCAAUGAUACUGCACAAACAACUCCGAAUCCAGCACAUUUGAAUUGGUAUCGCCAAGAUCAGAUAAUUACCAGUGGAGAUGACCUUGAGGAGAUUCUUGGGGCAGACAUUCCCUUAGAUGGUGCUCUGGUUCCUGUGAACAAUAGUACUGGGCACGUUGAGGACACAGCUGCCCAUGUUGAAGAUUUUGAGAAUAUUUUGGUGGAUAAUCUGAAGCCCUUUGAUCAACCAAUUCAUGAUUUUGAUCCCAAGCCUGUUAAACGAGAGUACAUGGGCGAGUCUAGCAAUAGCAUGACCUCUGAAAGUUUAAAUUGCUUACUCAAUGAACCACUCAUGGACACUACCAACAGAUUUCAAUUCAAUAAUGAUGGAACAUUUCUUGAAACUAAUGAUCUUUCAAACCCUGUCGAAGGAAAUACCUCAGGCUUCGACAUGCUUGACUUCCUUAAUUUCUAUGAUGCCAAGGAUGAUUUCCAAGACGUGCUGUUUGAUUUUGAUAUAUUUAUUGGAAAUGAUGAGUUUCUUGGAGAACAAUCACUUUCUGCUGAUAAGGAUGCAUGCGACACAACUGAACAGGUUGUUUUGCCCAACGAAAAGUCCGUAGAUACUGAACAUAAGAAUGAUAUUGCAUCAUCGUCAAAGACAGAGCCCACCAAAUUGGGGUCAGACUUCCAACAUCCAUUUAUCAAGCAAGCCAGCCAAAUGUUGGGCAACAUACCCGUUCCUCCAGCGUUCGCAUCAGAGAUCCCAAAAGAUGCAGCUCUGCGCCUCAACGCAGCAACCCAAGCAUCAAGCUCAGUGCACGUUACUGCUGGUCUGAUUCAAAUCAGCGACCUGACUCUCGGCAGCAAGCAUGGCAAUUACAACAUCAUCCUUUCUUUUGACUUCUCACAAGGUGCACAAAGUCCAGCCAGCUUGGAACCAGUUGGCCAUGGGAAGAUGCUAUCUGGGGGUUGGUUCUACUUUCUUCUCUUCUGGGUUCUAAUCCUCUCUAUUUCCUUCAAGGUUGGAACCUUCAUCUAUGCAAGGUAAUGUUAUGCAUCCAUCAUCAGGGAAUUGGAACUUUUGCUGCAACAUCCCCCAGGACUUGUGUUAUUGCUCUGAAUUUGGUA